Molecule: messenger RNA, 1274 nt
Organism: Lucilia sericata (common green bottle fly)
Lineage: Eukaryota; Metazoa; Arthropoda; Insecta; Diptera; Calliphoridae
Product: protein late bloomer
Exons: 5
Coding region: 501-1157 (218 amino acids)
Cellular component (GO): membrane
Source: RefSeq, a predicted model, not a curated record
GAAUGAUUUAGUAAAUAAGUGACUGUAACUAAAGAAUCAACGUUUUUUCUCUUUUUUUUUGACAAUUUCUUUGAAAUGGGAUGUGAUUUACCAACUGUCAAAUAUGCGGUCUUCCUAUUCAAUACAAUUAGUGCGGUAGGUUCGAAUCUGAAAUUGUAUUCAAACUAAAGUUUUCCAAUUGUUUUCGAGAGUGAGAGAGAGUGUUAAUAAUAAAGUGUGGAAAGUAACUAAUUUCAUCUAUAUGCUUUUUAAACUGAAAAUAAAACAAUUAGUUGAUAUUAACAAAUAUCUUAUCAGAAUAACAACAAAAACAACUAUAAAAAUACAAAUCAAUAUUUUAAACAUUUUCAAAAUAAACAGUUAAAGGAAAAGUUAAAAACUUAGCUAUUCAAAACUAACGCGAUUAGUGAAGAAUUAACAUUUAUUUGGUUCACAACGAACUCUAAUUGUUUUAAACAGAAUAAAAUAUUUAACAAAAAUUUAAUAAUUAUAAAUUCAAAAUGAGUUGUGCAACAGCAACAAUUAAAUAUUUGGUUUAUAUUUUCAAUAUAUUAUGCGCCAUACUCGGUAUUGGCGCCAUAGUGGUUAGCGUUAAAGCAUUGGAUAACUAUGACGAAGAUGGACGUACGAUUUGUAUUUUCUUGAUAGUAUUUGGAUCUAUUGUUUUCUUAAUUUCGUUCCUUGGUUGCUGUGGUGUCGUUCGGGAAAAUAUUUGUUUAACAUGGAUGUAUGCUAUCUGUUUGUUACUUUUGGUUAUUGGAAAUGCCAUUAUAUUAUUUGGCUUUAUUACGCAUAUUGAUGGUGAGACUGAAGCUCGCAAGGAAAUAAAUAAAGCCUGGGCAAAGCAAUUGAAUGGCGACGAUGCCAUGUAUAAAUAUCAGACUAAUUUAAAAUGCUGUGGUAUAAACAACUCGACCGAUUACAUUAAUGCCAAUUUAACAAUUCCCAAUAGUUGUUUCGUCGGUGGCGAUUAUGACAAAUCAAAAAUUGUUUACUCUGAAGGUUGCUUAGCGAUUUUGAUUGUCCUCUAUGAAGCCGCUGAGCACUGGAUAACAAUUUUCUCCUGGUCUAGUUUCUGUACAGAGGUGGUUGCAUUUAUAUCGGCCUGUGUUUUGGCCAUAACAUUUGGAAAUCAACAGCGUAGAGCUCGAUAUUAGUGUUGUAAUUUAGCAAUAAGUUUAAUUAAUAAUUUGAGUGUUUUAAUAUGUUUUUUAUAAAUACUAUUUUUAAUACAAGUAUUAUUCCUUUACAAUAAAGAUAUUGAUAACAAUAUA